This is a messenger RNA of Alnus glutinosa, 512 nucleotides long. Its product is annotated as NADH-ubiquinone oxidoreductase 20.9 kDa subunit. Lineage: Eukaryota; Viridiplantae; Streptophyta; Magnoliopsida; Fagales; Betulaceae. The coding region runs from base 72 to 374 and encodes 100 amino acids. The transcript has 2 exons. The record is from RefSeq and is a predicted model, not a curated record.
ACACGGGCAUCGUUGCACAGAGGGAGGGUGUGAUAGAGAUAGAGUGACAGCGUGGGUGAGGGGAGAGAAAGAUGAACACAGACAUCACAGCGUCGGCGAAGCCAGAGUACCCGGUGUUAGAUCGGAACCCUCCUUUUACCAGAGUCGUCGGAAACUUCAGCUCUCUCGACUACCUUCGCUUCGUCACCAUCACCGGCGUCUCCGUCACCGUCGGCUACCUCUCCGGGAUUAAGCCAGGGAUUAGAGGACCGUCGAUGGUGACUGGGGGUCUGAUCGGGCUCAUGGGAGGGUUCAUGUACGCGUAUCAGAACUCGGCAGGUCGAAUCAUGGGCUUCUUUCCCAACGACGACGAGGUAGCUCGUUACAAGAAAUGAUUACCAUGAUGUUUUUUCCCCCAACAUUUGUACUUUCCUUUUAGGGUUCUGGAAGAAUUUAUGAAAAAAUUCUCUCUUUCCGGACAAUCUUUCAUAUUCAUGUGAUGUCAAUAAUAAGACUGUUGAACGUGUUGUUAA